AUGACGGCUGCGGAAUGCAAUACUGGUGCAAUCUUCUUUGUGGAUGGCCCAAGAGGAACUGGAAAGACAUAUUUAUAUCGUGCACUAUUGGCCUCAGUGAGAAGUCAAGGGAGAAUUGCCAUUGCAACAGCAACUUCUGGAAUUGCAGCUGCACUUUUACCUGGUGAAAGGACAACCCAUUCAAGAUUCAAGAUCCCCUUAAACCUAGAGGUUUCGUUCGUGUGUUCCAUUACUAAACAAUCAGAUUUGGCAGAACUGAUUAGACGUGCAGUAGUCAUCAUUUGGGAUGAAGCUACAAUGACAAAUCGUUAUGCUUUUGAAGCCUUGAAUCGAACACUCAUAGACAUCAUUGGUGUUGAUUAUCCAUUUGGUGGCAAAAUUAUGGUGUUUGGUGGUGAUUUUCGACAAGUACUUCCACUUGUUCCUAAAGAUGAAAUGAUCAAAGUACCAACAUCGAUGGCAAUACCAUGGAAUGGUGAAGAAUCAAUAGUUCAACUAUUAGAAGAAAUUUAUCCUGAUAUCAUAAACCAUUCUUUUGACGCCGAGUAUAUGGUUAGUACGGACAUAAUAACUCCUCGCAAUGAAGAUGUCGACAAGCUCAAUGAGAAAAUCAUUCAGAGAUUUCCAGGAGAAUCAAGAGUGUACCACUCAUUUGAUAAAGUUGAAAAUGAUACCCAAAAUUUGUAUCAACAAGAGUUUUUAAAUUCUAUUUCACCAGGAGGAAUGCCCCCACAUGCAUUGCAUUUGAAAGUUGGAGCCCCAAUUAUGCUUUUGAGGAAUCUUAACCCUUCUUCUGGUUUGUGUAAUGGCACAAGGCUACUGUGUCGAGCUUUGAACAAUAAUUUCAUAGAUUCAGAGAUUUUAACAAGACAUUUCAAAGGCAUGAGAGUUUUCCUACAUCGCAUUCCAUUAAAGGCUCCGGAAAACUUAAAACUUCCAUUUGAAAUGGCUCGCACACAAUUUCCAGUUCGCCUUAGUUUUGCUUUGACAAUAAAUAAAUCACAAGGUCAAACAAUUGCACAUGUGGGAAUUUACCUUCCGGAUUAG
Molecule: messenger RNA, 1047 nt
Organism: Camellia sinensis
Lineage: Eukaryota; Viridiplantae; Streptophyta; Magnoliopsida; Ericales; Theaceae
Biological process (GO): telomere maintenance; DNA repair
Molecular function (GO): DNA helicase activity
Source: RefSeq, a predicted model, not a curated record